Molecule: messenger RNA, 3420 nt
Organism: Ziziphus jujuba (common jujube)
Lineage: Eukaryota; Viridiplantae; Streptophyta; Magnoliopsida; Rosales; Rhamnaceae
Product: alpha-amylase 3, chloroplastic
Exons: 13
Coding region: 165-2888 (907 amino acids)
Biological process (GO): carbohydrate metabolic process
Molecular function (GO): alpha-amylase activity; calcium ion binding
Source: RefSeq, a predicted model, not a curated record
AGUAAAAGUUCAAGUCUGAAAGGAAUUUCUUCAAUACAAAAACAAAAUUAGCAAUUAUUAUUUAUUAUAAUUAUUUGAUCCCUUUUCUAAUAAAGUAAUUUGUGGAACGCAAUCUCUGAAGCUCGUCUGUAUUUGUCCUUCGGAGCUUGGUUUUGGCUCCGACCAUGUCGACCGUUAACAUAAAGCCUCUUCUUCAUCAUUGUCGUAGAGAAAACCCUAAGCCCUCUUACAGAUCGAAGCUAUUCAAUCCUUGUUCCUUCGAUUGCUAUUCUUCCAAGAAGUUCGUCUCCCAUGGCCGAAGCUUCUUCUGCGAUUUCAAGCCUCCCAAAUCUCCUCCUCCUAUCAGAGCCACUUCCAAUGUCACAGCUGUCGUUGAGACCUUUGAAUCCACUGAUGUCUUCUUCAAGGAAACUUUUCCUCUCAAAAGAACUGAACUGGUGGAGGGAAAGAUCUUCAUCAGAUUAGGUCAUGGUAAGAAUGAAAGAAAAUGGCAGCUCACCGUGGGUUGUAGUCUUCCAGGAAAAUGGAUUCUUCAUUGGGGAGUUUCUUAUAUUGAUGACAUUGGCACCAGUGAAUGGGAUCAACCUCCAAAAGGAAUGAUACCCCACGGUUCAGUGCGUAUCAAGGACUAUGCGAUAGAGACACCCCUGCGAAAAUCAUCAUCAUCUUUUGAAGGUCAGACAUUUCAAGAAGUGAAGAUUGAUUUUGAUUCCAAGAGUGCGAUUGCUGCGAUAAAUUUCGUUUUGAAGGAUGAAGAAUCAGGUGCUUGGUAUCAACACAGAGGGAGAGAUUUUAAAAUACCACUUGUGGACUACCUGGAAGAUGAUGGCAAUAUGGUUGGAGCAAAAUGGGGCUUCGGUGUAUUGCCAGGAGCUCUGGGACAACUUUCAAACAUAUUCCUCAAAGCAGAAGAAUCUCAUUCUAAAGAUGAAAGUAACAACAUUGAACCGAAAGAACCUGGAAAAGAAAGCAGGCGCCUAGAAGGGUUUUAUGAAGAAAUGGCUAUUGCAAAAGAAGUUCCUGUUUAUAACUCAGUCACUGUUUCUGUUAGGAAAUGUCCUGAGACAGACAAAAAUCUUCUAUACCUGGAAACAGAUCUACCUCGAGAUGUAGUUGUUCACUGGGGAGUAUGCAGGGAUGAUGCACGAAAAUGGGAAAUUCCAGCUGCCCCACAUCCACCAGAUACUGUUGUAUUCAAGGACAAGGCUCUGAGGACUCUAUUACAGUCAAAAGACGGUGGAAAUAGAUGCUAUGGAUUGUUUACUUUAGAAGAAGGACUUGAAGGAUUUCUUUUUGUUCUCAAGAUAGAUGAGAAUACUUGGUUGAAGUAUAAAGGAAAUGACUUUUACAUUCCCCUUUCAAGCUUGAGUAUGUCCACUUCUAUUCCCAAACAGGAAAAACCUGAAGGUGCACAGGUUCCUGGAACAACUGAGAAAGAGAAUGAAGGAAGCUCUGUUACUGAAUAUACCAAUGGAAUAAUCAAAGAAAUUAGGCAUUUGGUAAGUGGCAUUUCCUCUGAGGAAAUUCUGAAGACCAAAACCAAAGAAGCACAAGAAAGCAUUCUUCAAGAAAUUGAAAAGCUGGCUGCUGAAGCCUACAGUAUCUUUAGAAGCUCGAUUCCAACUUUUACAGAGGAAGAUGUGACAGAAUUUGAGGAACCAAAACGUCCUGCCACUAUCAAAAUAUCCUCAGGGACAGGCACAGGGUUUGAAAUAGUAUGCCAAGGGUUUAAUUGGGAAUCGCAUAAAUCUGGUAAAUGGUACUUGGAACUCAAAAGUAAAGCAGAAGAGUUAUCUUCACUUGGUUUCACAGUGAUUUGGUUGCCACCACCUACAGAAUCUGUGUCUCCUGAAGGGUACAUGCCAAAAGAUUUGUACAAUCUAAAUUCCAGAUAUGGAACUAUUGAUGAGUUGAAGGAGAUUGUAAAGAAAUUCCAUGAACUUGGCAUUCGAGUUCUUGGAGAUGUUGUUUUGAAUCACCGCUGUGCACACUAUCAAAAUCAAAAUGGUGUAUGGAACUUAUUUGGUGGUCGUUUAAAUUGGGAUGAUCGGGCAGUUGUGGCAGAUGACCCACACUUUCAGGGUAGGGGCAACAAAAGUAGUGGUGAUAAUUUCCAUGCUGCUCCAAACAUUGAUCAUUCACAAGACUUUGUGAGGAAGGAUAUCAAAGAAUGGUUGUGCUGGCUAAGGAAAGAAGUUGGGUAUGAUGGGUGGAGGCUAGAUUUUGCGAGAGGAUUUUGGGGUGGUUAUGUCAAGGACUACCUGGAUGCUAGUGAGCCCUCCUUUGCUGUUGGUGAGUACUGGGAUUCUCUUAGUUACACAUAUGGCGAAAUGGAUCACAAUCAAGAUGCACAUCGACAGAGAAUUGUUGACUGGAUUAAUGCUACCAAUGGCACUGCUGGUGCAUUUGAUGUAACAACAAAAGGAAUUCUUCAUGCGGCAUUGGAAAGAUGUGAAUAUUGGCGAUUAUCAGAUCAGAAGGGGAGGCCUCCUGGUGUUGUUGGAUGGUGGCCAUCUCGUGCUGUCACCUUUAUAGAGAAUCAUGACACUGGUUCUACCCAGGGGCAUUGGAGGUUUCCAGGUAGAAAGGAAAUGCAAGGAUAUGCUUACAUUCUGACUCAUCCAGGAACACCGUCAGUAUUUUAUGACCAUAUUUUCUCUCACUACAGAUCUGAAAUAGGAGCUCUACUCUCUCUUAGGGUCCGGAACAAUAUCCAUUGUCGGAGUAGAGUUCAAAUCAGUAAGGCGGAAAGAGAUGUAUAUGCAGCCAUCAUUGAUGAAAAAGUUGCCAUGAAGAUUGGGCCAGGUCAUUAUGAGCCCCCUAGUGGGUCCCAAAAAUGGUCACUAGUAGCCGAGGGAACAGACUAUAAGGUCUGGGAGUUAUCCUGAUGUUUUUUGACUUUUGAGAUAUCAUCUGUAUCUUUGAGCAUAUAAAGUCGACAACAAAUGUUUCAACAAAGGAAGUUCUCCAUAAUUUGUAUCUAAAGCAAACUAGAGUACACGAUUUUAGAAUAAUGUACUUGCUUUGUGAUGGUGGUGCUCCGCUGGGAACUUCGAGUAGAAUGUACCAUGCGUUCUCUUUUUAUUUUUUAUUUUUAUUUUUUUUCCUCCUUUCCCGGAGAAACAAGCAAUGCCUAAGAGAAGCAGCUUUGUUAUAUUAAGGGCUGCUUUGGCAGUGCAGUUGCGGUGAAGCAGCUUGGUUAUAUUAAGGGAUACUUUGCCAAUGCAGUUGCGGUCAGUGCUUUGCCAAUUUGGUGAUGAUGAGCAUGGUCUUGUGUCCGGAAAGGUAAUAUACCAUCACUAUACUUAUACAUUGUAAUUUAUUAUGUAUGAACAAGCUAAAUUUUUAUCAUUCACUGUGCAUUGUUACUGUAGAAGUUUGUAAAUCAAAUAUCAAUAAUAAAAAAUGAUAUUUACUCAA